This is a messenger RNA of Hansenula ciferrii, 1494 nucleotides long. Its product is annotated as pepsin-like aspartic protease. Gene Ontology annotation, biological process: proteolysis. The transcript has a single exon. NCBI's taxonomy places the organism in Eukaryota, Fungi, Ascomycota, Saccharomycetes, Phaffomycetales, Wickerhamomycetaceae. The record is from RefSeq and is a predicted model, not a curated record. Bases 1 to 1494 code for a protein of 497 amino acids. Gene Ontology annotation, molecular function: aspartic-type endopeptidase activity.
AUGUUGUUUUCACAUCUUUCAACAUUCAUAUUUGCAUCUACAGCAUUAGCAUUACUUCCUCAUGAUACUGAAGACUUCAAAUCUUCAAAAUUAUAUAAAGUUAAUGAGCUUCAAGAAGUUCCAAAAGCAUACAAAACAUAUAUUCAAAAAUUAGAAUCAUCCCCAUCUUCAAAUAAAAUUGGUAUUGCUAAAGCACCAAACUCUCCAACUUCAAAAUUUCAGAAUACAUCUUCAUCCAAUCCCAAGACUUUAAAUCUAUCACCAGGUAUUACCACACUGCACACGGAUGAUUUGAAAGAAUGCUAUUUUGUCAAUACUACAAUCGGAAAUACAGAAUAUCCGUUGAUUAUAGAUACCGGUUCAGCUUACUUAUGGGUUUAUGGUGACAAUUGUACGGAUGAAGCUUGUAAAGAUGAAGAAAAAUAUUCUUCCUCUGAAUCUUCUGAAUCAUCAUCUGCAACAUCAACAUUUGCAUUAUCAUAUGUCACUGGUACAGCUCAAGGUGAAGUUGUUGAAGAUAACAUCAUUGUUAAUAAAUUAGCUACAACUCAAAAAUUUAAAUUUGGUAAAGCUGACAAAGUUCCAGAUUUUUUCAAAAAAUAUCCAGUAUCUGGUAUAUUUGGAUUACCGUCAAAUGAUUCGUCUGCUAUCCAAAGUAUCAUCUCAGCUUUAUAUGAUUCACAUGCUAUUGCAAAAGAAAUUUUUUCUAUUAGUUUAGGUAAUUUUUCAAAUACUGAAGAGCAUCCAAACUCUGGUAUUUUCGCAAUUGGUGAACCUUUAGAAGAAUUAUAUGAAGGUGACAUUCACUAUACAGAUCUGAUAGAUAAUGAUAGUCAUUAUUGGCUAAUCCCAGUUGAAUCUGUUUCCUUAGAUCAAUAUGAAAUCACAUUCAAUCAGUCAGUCGAUUUGAAAAAUGGUGAUGAUAACACCACUACUGCAAGAAAAGCAUUAGUUGAUAGUGGUACCACUGUCUUAGCCUUACCAAAGCAAGAUGCCCUUGACAUUCAUAGCUAUUUUGAUGAUUCCAUAACAGACGGUUCAAAUUUUGCUGUUCUGUGUAACUCAACAGUUGAUUUAGUGCUGAAGAUUAACGGUCAAAAUUGGACUUUAGGACCAGAAUACUACUUAGGAGAGGAAUACCAUAAUUCAACUGAAUUGGAUGGUUAUUGUGUAUCAAACAUUCAAGGUAUCGAUACUGCCGCUGCUGAUUCAUGGAUUUUAGGUGCAACUUUCUUACAAUCAGUUUAUGCUGUUUUUGAUGUUGACCAACAAAGAGUUGGUUUUGCAGAAAAAAAUACUAACGUUAAACUAACUUCAAAUGAUACUACUUCAAAUUCAGUUGCCAAUAAUGGAUCUUCAAUUUCAACUUCACUGGUUUCAAAUUCAUCAUCUGCUUCUACUACAUCUCAUAAAGGUGGUGCUGUUAUAAUUGGUGCUGAGAAUUUACAAAGCUAUACCCUUUUCGUUGCAUUGAUUUCAAUGUUUUUGUUAUGA